Messenger RNA from Prunus avium (sweet cherry), 2287 nucleotides. RefSeq names its product monocopper oxidase-like protein SKU5. Lineage: Eukaryota; Viridiplantae; Streptophyta; Magnoliopsida; Rosales; Rosaceae. The record is from RefSeq and is a predicted model, not a curated record. Gene Ontology annotation, molecular function: oxidoreductase activity; copper ion binding. Gene Ontology annotation, cellular component: plasma membrane.
UCUUCUCUGUCUCUCUCUCUCUCUCUCUCUCUUACUCUUUUAUUUUAACUAAACCCAUAAACCAGCACUACCCAACACACUCACACAAGGUAAAGAAAAAAGAGCCGUUCUCUCUGUUUCUCCUCUGUCUCACACUCUCUCUCUACUCUCCACCGUUUUUCUCUCUAGAGGCUUUGCUUUGUCCUUGUUCCUGUUCCUGUUCCUUCUUUCUCUUUGUGAUAAUGUAAAUCAAACAAAAGCUAAGGAAAAAAAUAUUGGCUUUUGAUUUGUGAAAAAAACAGUCUAAAGUCCUGGAAAUGGCUUCUUUGAGCUUCUUAGUUGUGUUUCUUGUCCACAUUUGCUUAUUUGCGAGCUUUUCUUCUGCUGAGGAUCCAAAUAUUUACCACCAGUUUGAGGUCUCUUACAUCACUGCUUCUCCUCUGGGUGUCCCUCAACAGGUUAUUGCCAUUAAUGGAAAGUUUCCAGGUCCUACUAUCAAUGUAACUACUAACAACAAUGUCAUUGUCAAUGUUCGGAACAAAUUGGACGAGAAUCUCCUCAUUACUUGGGCUGGAAUUCAGCAACGCCGUAGUUCAUGGCAAGAUGGGGUUCCUGGAACCAAUUGUCCAAUUCCGCCAAAGUGGAAUUGGACUUACAAUUUUCAGGUUAAGGAUCAGAUUGGGAGCUUCUUUUACUUUCCUUCUCUUAAUCUUCAGAGAGCAUCUGGAGGAUUUGGUGGCUUUAUUAUAAAUAACCGGGCUAUAAUUCCCAUUCCUUUUGCAACCCCAGAUGGGGAUAUAACCAUUUUGAUUGGUGACUGGUACACAAGAAACCAUACGGCUUUGAGAAAGGCCCUUGAUGCCGGGAAAGACCUCGGGAUACCAGAUGGUGUUCUUAUCAAUGGGAAAGGCCCUUACCAAUACAACAAUACACUUGUUCCGGACGGCAUCGAUUAUGAAACAUUUGAAGUAAAACCAGGUAAAACCUACCGUCUUCGUGUCCACAAUGUUGGGGUGUCAAGUACUCUAAAUUUCAGGAUCCAGAACCAUAAUCUUCUUCUAGCAGAGUCAGAGGGAUCAUAUACAGUGCAACAAAAUUAUACAAGCUUAGAUAUACACGUCGGGCAAUCUUUUUCUUUUCUGGUAACCAUGGAUCAGAAUGCAAGUUCUGAUUAUUACGUUGUAGCAAGUGCUAGAUUUGUGAAUGAGACACACUGGAAAAAAGUUACUGGAGUUGCAAUCCUGCACUAUACUAAUUCUAAAGGAAAAGCAGCUGGCCCCCUUCCAGAGGCACCAAAUGAUGAAUUUGACAAAACCUACUCAAUGAACCAGGCAAGAUCAAUCAGAUGGAAUGUAUCAGCUAGUGGUGCACGCCCUAAUCCACAGGGGUCUUUUAGAUACGGCUCAAUCAAUGUAACUGAUGUUUAUGUGUUGAAAAACAAGCCACCUGUAGUGAUCAAUGGGAGACGCCGGACAACACUCAGCGGAAUCUCAUUUGCAAAUCCUUCUACGCCAAUCAGGCUUGCUGACGAGUUCAAAGUGAAGGGUGUUUAUAAGCUUGACUUCCCAACUAGGCCACUUACGGGAGCACCCAGACUGGAAACAUCUGUGAUUAAUGGAACAUAUAGAGGAUUUAUAGAAAUUAUACUACAGAACAAUGACACCAAGAUGCAGAGCUACCAUGUAAAUGGAUAUGCAUUUUUUGUUGUCGGGAUGGACUAUGGUGACUGGACAGAGAAUAGCAGGGGCACAUAUAAUAAAUGGGAUGGGAUAGCCCGGUCCACAAUACAGGUUUAUCCUGGGGCAUGGACAGCAAUCUUGAUAUCUCUGGACAAUGUUGGAGUCUGGAACAUUAGAGCUGAAAACCUCGACUCAUGGUAUCUUGGCCAAGAAACUUAUAUCAAAGUUUUCAAUCCAGAAGCAACUAACAAAACUGAGUUGCCUCUACCAGACAAUGCCCUAUUUUGUGGCGCCCUCAGCAAAAUGCAGAAGCCAGAAGAUAUCUCUUCGGCAACGUCAAUCACUAUCAAUGAAUCAAAGUUGUUCUUCACGCUGCUGAUGAUCAUCUGCACUUUGAUCCCCAUUUUCUACUAGAGGUUUUGGUUUUCCAGAGCCAGUGCCCCUUCUAUGUUUGUCGGAGCCUGGUUUCUUAGUGAGAGGUUUGUGGAUGAGUGCUUAGGUUUGUAAGUUUAGGUUUGUUGAUAUAAAUCUUUAGUAAGUUUGACAUUCUUUUCUUCUUUUUUUCAUUUCGUUUUCGAAUGUUCUCAAUGCUCCACGGCUUCCUCGUUUAAUUUUAUCGGGAUUUAUAA